AUGACCUUUGAAAAGGUUCUUUACAAAUAUGAAGAACCACACGGGACAGGCGACGUAUAUUUUAUUUGGCAAAAAGGAGAGACCGGUUCUUUACUGGCCACUACCGGCUCCGAUGGAACAGUAGCUUUAUAUAGCCGUGAAGGUGAACUAAUUGAACGAAUUCUUUUAUCCAGCCUUUGCUCUGGUUUUGCCUGGAAUAAUGAUGGCGACAUAUUAGGUAUUAUUACGGCCACAUCGCCCCUUAUUACGUUGUGGGAAGUAGCAACACAACAGCAAAGCACGAUAGAGUCGGGUCUCAAGGAUCCUCUGUCCUGCAUACUUUGGUCUAAGCAGGAGAAGCUACUGGCAGUUGGUACUACUCGUGGCAAUUUGGCAAUUUACAACCAUGGCUCGGGCAGAAGAAUACCAGUUUUGGGCAAACAUUCUAAACGCAUCAGUUGCGGUGCUUGGUCCGCGCAAAAUCUAUUGGCUCUGGGGUCGGACGACAAAACUUUCUCUUUGAAUAAUGAAGAGGGCGAUACUGUACGCAUCGUGCAAUUGCGCGAUGUGCCGAGCGAUAUGUAUUUUGCCGAAAUGAAUAAUAAAGAUCAGCUCGGAGGUGAGAAUGCCGUUAGUAUGAUAAUCGGUAAACGCACUUUAUAUUUAUAUUAUCUGCCUGAACCGGAAUCUCCCACCGAAUUGGGAUUCCAAAGCCGUUAUGGGUCGUUGUUGCAGCACAAAUGGUUUGGUCAAGGUUAUAUAUUAUUGGGUUUUUCCAAUGGACAUGUUGUAGCCAUUUCCACUCAUCCUAAAGAUAUUGGCCAGGAAUUAUGGCAAGUGAAGAAUCAUAAAGAACUAUUAACCGGUCUCGCUUAUUGUCCUAUGCUGGAGAUAGUAGCGUCUUGUGGCGAUAAUACAAUCAAAGUUCAUUCCAUUACUAACUUGCAUGAAACGGAAAAAAUUAUAACAAUACCAGAUCAUUCGGGUGUACAAAUGAUAGAUUGGUCCGGUGACGGACAACUAUUGGCAGUGACAACUACAAGUGGCUCAGUGUACAUUUAUGUCACAAAAUUGCAAAUACUAUAUGCAGUGUCAGCUCCAAGAGUUGCUAUUCUGAGCAGCUUGGCUGAGGUUGCAAUUUAUGCUUACUCACCGGAAAAGCCAAAACCCAUUCCAUAUCGCCAGCGAUUAGAAAAUGAACCCACUUUCUUGGCUAUAGGCCCUUACCAUUUGGUGGCUGGAUUAGAUCGCCAUGCAUGGUUUUAUGAUCUUGGAAAGAUGCUAGGAGACAAACCGGAAUUAUUAACCGAACGCGAUUUUUCUAAUCCAAUACAAGACAUCCGAUUGAAUGCGGAUUACUGCGCUGUGCUUUCCCCACCUAUAUUAAUUUUGCAAGCCAUAGUUACGGAUAAUCCCAACGUUAAAGAUAAACUAAUGCAAACUUUUCCGAAUGCUUUGCCCACCUUAAAUGAUGCAAUCAUAACUUGUUUUGGAUUAACACAAGAGUACCUGAUAUUCGCAACAGAUAUAGGGCACUUGAUCUAUUUCUCCUUGGAGAAAUGGGAAAUAUGCACAACAUAUCGUCACAAUAUGGGUAUUAAGAAAUUAUUCGCUGAUAACGAAGGUACGAAACUGAUAUUCAUAGACGAUCACGAGCAGGGUUAUGUAUUUUUACCGGCCUUGGAAGAAUGCGUUAUCGUUAAUGAUUUUCCUAAGAAAUGUGAUAUUUGUCUAUGGGAUUUGGCUCAACCCAAUCUCUUUAUAAGUUGUGAAGGCAAAGUGGUAACAACGCACGUUUUUAUACGCUACUCAGUGACGGGGAAAUAUACACUGAAAGCUGGUGAAACUAAAUUGCAAGCUUCACAAGUGCCUUUGUUGCUGUUUGACGGUGAAAUGGUUCUAUACAUUGACGGCGGUCAAUAUGCAGUACAAUCAUUAACCACCCAUUUGGUGUUGGCUGGUAUCGGUGCUACGUGUAAUCUUAAAAAUUUUCUAAAUAUUCGUAAAUACAAUGAAGCUUUUAAAGUUUGUGAGAAAAUUAAUCUGAAAGGAUCCUGGCUUGAAUACGGCCGACAGGCAUUAGCCGAUUUGGAACCAAUUUAUGCUUUAAGAGCUUAUCGUAAAAUAGGUGAUGUGGCAAUGGUUAACGCAUUGGAGGAUAUACGAUAUAUGGAAGAUGUGAAUUUGCUGAGCGGAUUUUGUUGUUUAUUAUUAGAAAAAUAUGAAGAAGCCAAAGAAUUUUUCUUAAAAGGUUCUUAUACCAAAGAUGCCUUAGAUAUAUGUCGCGAUCUCUUACAGUGGGAGCAAGCGCUCAUACUUGCCUACAAAAAUGAACCUGAUCAGGUGCCUUUCAUAUCACGGGAAUACGCCCAACAAUUGGAAUAUAAUGGUAACUAUGCCGAUGCUUUAUACCAUUACGAAAAAGGUUUUAAAGAGGAUUCCUUCGACGCUAUGGAAUAUCAAGAACUACUCAAUUCUUCACCAGAGUACGAGGAACAUGUCCGUUUGUGCAAAAUGGGUAUUGCAAGAACGUCAAUACGUGCGGGCGAUUUUCGAAGAGGUAUUCAGUAUGCGACUGAAUUGAAUGAUGAACAAUUGUUUUGUGACUGUGCUGAAUUGCUAGUCACUGUCGGUCAUUUGACGGAAGCAGCCAAUCUUUAUGAGCGCGGUAAAUAUUACGACGAAGCUUGUGGCCUUUACAUAUCGUUAAAGAUGUGGCAUAAAGCGAAUCAGAUAUUGCCUCAAGUGAAAAGUACCAAGCUGCAUGCCACUUAUGCGAAAGCCAAAGAAUCUGAUGGGCGAUUUCAAGAAGCUAUCGAUAGCUAUCGUAUCGCUGGUGACUUGGAUGCUUGUGUGCGUAUUUACUUGGACAAUUUAUGUGAUCCUCAUACGGCAUCCGAAAUCGUUCUGGAGUCUCGUUCUGUGGAAAGCGCCCAGUUACUGGCGAAGUUCUAUCAAAAAAUCGGAGAUAUAGACCAGGCUCUGCACAUUCUUGUGCUUUGCGGUUGUGUAGAAGAAGCUUUCGCUCUGGCUCAACGCCAUAACAAAUUAAAACUCCAUGGCGAACUGUUGGAACGUUAUCAAAAUGCCAAAUCAAGUGAUUAUCUAGCAUUGGCUCAGUAUUUUGAAAGUGAAAAAUAUACUUUGCUGGCAGGCAAAUAUUAUUUCUUGGCCAGAGAGUUUACGAAAGCUUUGAGAUUUUUAUUGAAGGCAAGUGCUUUUAAUAACGAAGAGUCACAGGCUUUAUCGACGGCUAUAGACUGCGUUGCCACGUCCAACAAUGAAAAUUUGGCAACUCAGCUAAUAGAGUUUCUUUUAGGCGAAGUGGAUGGUUCACCGAAAGAUCCGCGUUAUUUAUUCCGAUUGUAUAUGGCUAGGCGGCACUAUAAGGAUGCGGCAAAAACGGCUGUAAUUAUAGCAAAUCAAGAACAAUUGACGGGCAACUAUAAAAUUGCACGCGAUCUAUUAUUUUCUAUGUAUCAAGAAUUGCGGCGCAAUAAUUUGGCGGUAACAUCCGAAAUGAGGCACAAUCUCAUUCUCUUGCACCGCUACACGCUGGUACGCAUCCACAUUAAGUUGGGAAAUCAUUUGCUGGCUGCAAAAUUGCUUGUCCAAGUGGCUAAUAAUGUAUCACAAUUCCCCGAACAUGUGAUACCGAUAUUGACGUCUACGGUUAUUGAAUGUCAUCGUUCCGGUUUAAAAAAGUCAGCCUUCAUGUACGCCUCUACACUUAUGCGGCCUGAGUAUCGUAAUAAUCUGGAUGACCGCUAUGCGAAAAAAAUUGAAUCUAUCGUACGUAAAGCUCCAAAAGGUAUUAAAAAUUUUCGCGAUGAAAUCGAUGAUGAGACAAUGGAAUGUCCUAUAUGCGAUACAAAUUUACCCAAUAUGGAAGUUACCUGUUUCAGCUGCAAGACAACUCUGCCAAUUUGCAUCGCUACCGGCCAACACAUUAUAAAGCAACAUAUGACUUCAUGUCCUGCCUGUGAUUUCCCUUGCUUUCGGGCCGAAAUGGAAAAAAUACUAUCUGAACUUAACGAAUGCCCGAUGUGCGGCGAGCAAGUUAAUCCCGAAAGUUUACUGGAUGUCGAAGAUAUACGUCCUUAUAUUUUGGCUUCAUCGUAGUUAUUGUAUAUUAUUUUUAUUUAUUUAUUUAUUUUUUUUUUUUUAGACAAAUGUCACUCAAUUGCAAUUCUAAACCAAAUACUAUUUUUAAUUUUAAGGCAUAUUUAAAUGUAGGAAAAUCAAUUUUAUUGUCUAUCUAAUUUCCUUAGCUUCAUUGAGAUACUUUAAUCCUAUCUUAACUUGUCAUAGACAUAAGUUUGAAAGCCAACUUUCUUUCAAUUAAGUCAUCUAUAAAAAAAAAUUAAAUUAAAUCAAU
This is a messenger RNA of Glossina fuscipes, 4357 nucleotides long. RefSeq names its product WD repeat-containing protein 19 (gene Oseg6). Gene Ontology annotation, molecular function: protein binding. Gene Ontology annotation, biological process: intraciliary retrograde transport; cilium assembly. The transcript is spliced from 12 exons. Gene Ontology annotation, cellular component: cilium; intraciliary transport particle A. The coding region runs from base 1 to 4101 and encodes 1366 amino acids. NCBI's taxonomy places the organism in Eukaryota, Metazoa, Arthropoda, Insecta, Diptera, Glossinidae. The record is from RefSeq and is a predicted model, not a curated record.